CUCUCUCAGUUUAUCUCUCUCUCUGUUGCAAUGUCGAAGAGCGGAAGAUAUUGCUUAGGAUCAAUGGAAGACAUCCGAGCAGUAUUCCAGCGCUUCGACAAAAACGGAGACGGGAAAAUCUCCAUCGACGAGCUCAAAGACGUGAUCGGAGCUCUCAGUCCCACGGCGUCGCCGGAAGAAACGACGUUGAUGAUGAAAGAGUUCGAUCUCGACGGUAACGGAUACAUCGACAUGGACGAGUUCGUUGCUCUGUUCCAAACCGAAGACGGUGGCGAUAUUCGAGAUCUGAAGGAAGCGUUUGAUCUGUACGAUUUGGAUGGAAACGGACGGAUCUCUGUGAACGAGCUUCACUCGGUGAUGAAGAAUCUCGGCGAGAAGUGUUCGGUUGAGGAUUGCAAGAGGAUCAUUAGCAAAGUUGAUGCUGACGGUGACGGUUGUGUUAACUUUGAAGAGUUUAAGAAGAUGAUGAUGAACGGCAGAGCUACUGCUUGACUUAACGGCGAGGAAUCGUUUCCUUUUUUUUUUUUUGUAUAUAUUCAAUUUUUAGUUUUAGGUUUUAUCGAUUAAACUGGAUUAAUCUUUGUUUUUCCUUUGGUUUUUUAAUCUUAUGGAUUAAUUAGGGAUUUUUAUUUCUUAAUUGUAAGGUUUAAUCGAUUUUUUUAUUUUAAUAAUUAUUUAUUAGUAUGGUUAAAUUAUAAAGAUGGUUUGAUCA
Messenger RNA from Brassica oleracea var. oleracea, 712 nucleotides. Its product is annotated as calcium-binding protein CML24. The transcript has a single exon. Gene Ontology annotation, molecular function: calcium ion binding. Bases 31 to 492 code for a protein of 153 amino acids. The record is from RefSeq and is a predicted model, not a curated record. NCBI's taxonomy places the organism in Eukaryota, Viridiplantae, Streptophyta, Magnoliopsida, Brassicales, Brassicaceae.